Messenger RNA from Grus americana (Whooping crane), 3979 nucleotides. RefSeq names its product ATPase plasma membrane Ca2+ transporting 3 (gene ATP2B3). Bases 265 to 3837 code for a protein of 1190 amino acids. Gene Ontology annotation, cellular component: membrane; intracellular membrane-bounded organelle. The record is from RefSeq and is a predicted model, not a curated record. Gene Ontology annotation, molecular function: ATP hydrolysis activity; PDZ domain binding; P-type calcium transporter activity. NCBI's taxonomy places the organism in Eukaryota, Metazoa, Chordata, Aves, Gruiformes, Gruidae. Gene Ontology annotation, biological process: calcium ion transmembrane transport; regulation of cytosolic calcium ion concentration. The transcript has 23 exons.
GCGGCCCCUCGUAGCCCCGGCCCCGCCGCCCAGGCCCCGCCCAGGCCCCGCCCCCCGGCCCGCAGCGCGCCGCGCCUCGGGCACCGCCGCAGCGCCGGGACCCAUGGGCCGGUGUGGCCCGGGCAGGGGGGGCGGCCACCCCUGACCCCGGCGCCGUCCAUGGCCUGGCCCCCCCGCGGGGGCGAGCGACCAGCCAGGGGGGGCCCCCCGGCAUGACCCCCCCCCGGCCCCGUCACCGUCACCGUUGAGCAGGCCGCCGGCGCCAUGGGGGACCUGGCCAACAGCGCGGGGGAGCCCGGCCCCGGGGGGGGCUUCGGCUGCAGCCUGGCGGAGCUGCGGGCGCUGAUGGAGCUGCGCGGCGCCGAGGCCCUGCUCAAGGUGCAGGAGGCCUACGGGGACGUCCACGGGCUCUGCCGCCGCCUCCGCACCUCGCCCACGGACGGGCUGUCGGAGGGGGCGGCGGAGCUGGAGCGGCGGCGCCAGGUCUUUGGGCAGAACUGGAUCCCCCCGAAGCGCCCCAAGACCUUCGUGGAGCUGGUGUGGGAGGCGCUGCAGGACGUCACCCUCAUCAUCCUCGAGGUGGCCGCCGUCGUCUCCCUGGGGCUCUCCUUCUACGCCCCCCCCAGCGGGGACACCGAAGUCUGCGGCCAUGCCUCGGGGGGCGCGGAGGACGAGGGGGAGGCGGAGGCGGGCUGGAUCGAGGGGGCGGCCAUCCUGCUGUCGGUGGCCUGCGUCGUCCUCGUCACCGCCUUCAACGACUGGAGCAAGGAGCGCCAGUUCCGGGGGCUGCAGAGCCGCAUCGAGCAGGAGCAACGCUUCACCGUCGUGCGCCACGGCCGCCAGGCGCAGGUCCCCGUCGCCGAGCUGGUGGUGGGCGACGUCGCCCAGGUCAAGUACGGCGACCUGCUGCCGGCCGACGGCGUCCUCAUCCAAGGCAACGACCUCAAGAUCGACGAGAGCGCGCUGACGGGGGAGUCCGACCACGUCCGCAAGUCGGCCGACAAGGACCCCAUGCUGCUCUCGGGCACCCACGUCAUGGAGGGCUCGGGGAAGAUGGUGGUGACGGCCGUGGGGGUCAACUCGCAGACCGGCAUCAUCUUCACCUUGCUGGGCGCCGGCGGCGAGGAGGAGGAGGAGAAGAAGGAGAAGAAAGGGAAGCCCCAGGACGGCGCGGUGGAGAACCUGCAGAGCAAAGCCAAGAAGCAGGACGGGGCGGUGGCGAUGGAGAUGCAGCCGCUGAAGAGCGCGGAGGGGGGGGACGUGGAGGAACGGGAGCGGAAGCGGAGCAGCGGCCCCAAGAAGGAGAAGUCGGUGCUGCAGGGCAAGCUCACCAAGCUGGCCGUGCAGAUCGGCAAGGCAGGGCUGGUGAUGUCGGCGGUGACGGUGAUCAUCCUGGUGCUCUACUUCGUCAUCGAGACCUUCGUGGUGGAGGGCCGGCCCUGGCUGGCCGAGUGCACCCCCGUCUACGUCCAGUACUGGGUCAAGUUCUUCAUCAUCGGCGUCACCGUCCUGGUGGUGGCCGUCCCCGAGGGGCUGCCGCUGGCCGUCACCAUCUCCCUCGCCUACUCGGUCAAGAAAAUGAUGCGGGACAACAACCUGGUGCGUCACCUGGACGCCUGCGAGACGAUGGGCAACGCCACGGCCAUCUGCUCCGACAAGACGGGGACGCUGACCACCAACCGCAUGACGGUGGUGCAGGCUUUCCUGGGGGACACCCACUUCCGCGCCCCCCCAGACCCCGCCGGCAUCGCCCCCCGCACCCUCGACCUCCUGGUCCAGGCCAUCGCCAUCAACAGCGCCUACACCACCAAAAUCCUGCCCCCCGAAACGGCAGGGGGGCUGCCGCGUCAGGUGGGGAACAAGACGGAGUGCGCGCUGCUGGGGCUGGUGCUGGCGCUGCGCAGGGACUACGAGGCCGUGCGGGCGCAGGUCCCCGAGGAGCGGCUCCACAAGGUCUACACCUUCAACUCCGUCCGCAAGUCCAUGAGCACCGUCACGCGCCUGCCCGCCGGCGGCUUCCGCCUCUACAGCAAGGGCGCUUCCGAAAUCCUCCUGCGCAGGUGCUGCGCCAUCCUGGGGGGCGGCGGGGAGGCGCGCGCCUUCGGUCCGCGGGACCGGGAGGACGUGGUGCGGAAGGUGGUGGAGCCGAUGGCGGCGGCCGGGCUGCGCACCCUGGUCCUGGCUUUCCGCGAUUUUCCCCCGGCCCCCGAGCCCCCCUGGGACGACGAGGCCGCCAUCGUGGGAGAGCUCACCUGCAUCGCCGUCGUCGGCAUCGAGGACCCCGUGCGCCCCGAGGUUCCCGACGCGAUCCGGAAAUGCCAGCGCGCCGGGAUCACGGUGCGGAUGGUGACGGGGGACAACCUGAACACGGCGCGGGCCAUCGCGGCAAAGUGCGGCAUCCUGCCCGCCGGCGAGGACUGGCUCUGCCUGGAGGGGAAGGAGUUCAACCGCCGCAUCCGCAACGAGAAGGGGGAGAUCGAGCAGGAGCGCCUCGAUAAGGUGUGGCCCAAGCUGCGGGUCCUGGCGCGGUCGUCGCCCACCGACAAGCACACCCUGGUCAAAGGGAUCAUCGACAGCACCAUCGGGGACCAGCGGCAGGUGGUGGCCGUCACGGGGGACGGCACCAACGACGGCCCCGCGCUCAAGAAGGCCGACGUGGGCUUCGCCAUGGGCAUCGCGGGGACGGACGUGGCCAAGGAGGCGUCCGACAUCAUCCUGACGGACGACAACUUCUCCAGCAUCGUCAAGGCGGUGAUGUGGGGCCGCAACGUCUACGACAGCAUCUCCAAAUUCCUCCAGUUCCAGCUGACCGUCAACGUGGUGGCCGUGGUGGUGGCCUUCACCGGGGCCUGCAUCACCCAGGACUCCCCGCUGAAGGCGGUGCAGAUGCUGUGGGUCAACCUCAUCAUGGACACCUUCGCCUCGCUGGCGCUGGCCACCGAGCCGCCCACCGAAGCGCUGCUGCUGCGCAAGCCCUACGGCCGCAACAAGCCCCUCAUCUCCCGCACCAUGCUGAAGAACAUCCUGGGGCACGCCGCCUACCAGCUCGUCAUCAUCUUCACCCUCCUCUUCGUCGCUCUUCAACGAGAUCAACGCGCGCAAGAUCCACGGCGAGAGGAACGUCUUCGACGGCAUCUUCGCCAACCCCAUCUUCUGCUCCAUCGUCCUGGGCACCUUCGCCAUCCAGAUCGUCAUCGUGCAGUUUGGGGGGAAGCCCUUCAGCUGCUCCCCGCUCAGCGCCGAGCAGUGGCUGUGGUGCCUCUUCGUGGGCGUCGGCGAGCUCGUCUGGGGGCAGGUGAUGGUGUGGGUGCCGGGGGGGCGGCUGCGGUGCCCCGGGGGGGGUCGGGGCCGUCGCCAGGCAGCGUCGUCGGCGCAGGAGGAGGAGGAGGAGGAGGAGGAAGAGGAGGUGGACGCGGCCGAGCGGGAGCUGCGCCGGGGGCAGGUGCUCUGGGUGCGCGGCCUCAACCGCAUCCAGACGCAGAUGGCCGUAGUCGGCACCUUCCGGAGAAGCGGCUCCUUUCAGGGGGGCGCCCGGCGCCGCUCGUCCGUCCUCAGCCACCUGCAGGAGGGGGGCAGCGCCGCCCCCGGGACCCCCGCCCAUGCGGGUGGUGCGAGCCUUCCGUAGCUCCCUGGGGGGGCCCCCCCCGCGCCCCGAGGCCCGGCCCGGCCCCCCCUUCGGGCCCCCCCCCGAGCUGCUCUUCGGGGACACGCGGGACAUCCCCCUCAUCGACGACACCGACGCCGAGAGCGAGGCCCCCCCCAACCGCAACAACAACCACCCCCCCCCCCCGGGGAGCCCCCCCCGGCCGCCUCCACAGCCUGGAGACCUCGCUCUAGCUGGGGGGGGGGGGGGGGCUCCCCCAAACCUCCCCCCCCCCCAACCCGGGACCCCCCCGCUCUGCACGGACGGACCGGCGGGGGGGCCCUGCCAAAAAGCCAUGUUUAUCCGCGGGGGGGUCGGGGCGGUUUAAUUUAUUGG